CCUCGCUGUAGCGACGACUCCGCAGUGCUCGUCACGCACGCACGCACGCACGGACGGACGGACGGACGGACGAACGGACCGACGGACCGACACGCGCACCGACACGCGGACGGGAGAGCUCGCGCGCGCGCGCGCGCCGUGCACGAGCGCGCACCCCACGACCGCCGACGAGGAGGCGCGCGAUGAACGCGUGAGCGAGCGAGCGAGCGCGGCGUGCGAGCCAGAGAGAGAGAGAGCGAGAGCGUGCGCGUCUGCGUGAGUGGGGGAGCGAGUGGAGUGCGUCCGUGCGUGUGUGCGUGUGUCUUUCCGUGUGCGUGCGCGCGCGCGCGUGUGUGUGUGUGUGUAGGAGCUAUUGCUUAUCCGGGCAGAGGCCGCGCGUACGCGUGCGUGCGCAAGUGAUCUCGCCGCCGCCGUGAGUGAGUGAGCUGUGUGAGAGAGCGAGAGAGAGCGCGAGAAGUGUGUGGUGUGUGUGUGUGCGUGAGAGAGAGAGAGAGCGCGCGCUGUGUGAGAGAGUGAGAGAGAGAUUGAGAGAGCCGCUGUCGGUCGAGAGACUCCCGUAUCCUGCGCCCUCAUGCACUGCUCUGGAGCGCCGCCCAACCCGGCCGCCCUGCCCGCCCUGGGAAUGAUCCCGCACCCGGCCUGCGCCCUGGCCUUCCUCUACAUACAGCAGGGGACGCAGGAGCCCCCGCUGCCCCCCGAGCCCAUGGCGCACGCGUACCCGUCGGGACAGUUCGCGGCGCCGUCCCAGAACGGCGUCCCCGCCGACUACGGAGCGGCGCCGCCGCCACCGCCGCACGCGGCGCUCCCCCACGGCGUCGUGCCGGACUACGGCUCCGGGCAGCCGGGCGGAGGAGUCGCGCCUCCGCCCGAUCACGAGGUGGCCGCCGCCCUCUACACGACGGCGGCGGUGGCGCAGCAACCCCCGGCGUCGCAUCACCACCACCACCAUCACCAGCAGCAGCAGCACCAUCAGCAGCAGCAGACGGCGCAGAGCGGCGGCACGGUCACGACGGAAGAGACUGAAUGCUCCCCCCUGCACCACCCAGCCGCACUGGUGGAGGGAGGAGAGAUGAAGCCUCAGCCCAAGCGUCUACACAUCUCCAACAUCCCUUUCCGCUUCCGAGACCCCGACCUCCGGCAGAUGUUUGGGCAAUUUGGGAAAAUCUUGGACGUGGAAAUCAUCUUCAACGAGAGGGGCUCCAAGGGCUUCGGCUUCGUGACAUUUGAGAACAGCGGGGACGCGGAGCGGGCGAGAGAGAAACUCCACGGCAGCAUCGUGGAGGGCAGGAAAAUCGAGGUAAACAACGCCACGGCGCGCGUCAUGACCAACAAGAAGCCCAUCAACCCCUACGCCAACGGCUGGAAGCUGAACCCAGUGGUGAGUGCGGUCUACGGCCCAGAGAUAUAUGCAGCCGGGCUCCCGUACGCGGUCACGGCGGGGACGGCGGCUGCCGCCUACCGGGGCGCGCACGUGCGCGGGCGAGGACGGGGCGGCUUCUACAACACCCUGAGGGCCGCCACCCCCACAGCCACACUGCCACCCGCCUACGGGGGAGUUGUGUACCAGGACGCGUUCUACGGCGCCGAUCUCUUCGGAGGGUAUACGACCUACCGAUACGCGCAGCCCGCCACCGCCGCCGUGUACAGCGACAGCUAUGGACGUGUAUACACCGCAGCGGACGCCUACACGCACGCGCUCGCACCCGCCGCUUCCUACGGGGUGAGCGCGAUGUCUGUACAGGGGUGGAUACAGCCGCUUCACCCCCUACUGAAAACAUGUAACCUUCCUCUCGAAAAGAGCUCCAAUGGCUAGGCGCACAAGUUGAAGCCAUGCACACGAAACCUGCUUCGGGACCCGCUUCUCUCUACCCCCGCCCCCUCUCCCCCCCGCCCACUUUCUCCCCCCGCCCCCUUUCUUCCCCCGCCCCCCCCCCUCCUCGUCUUCCACAGAACUCUGCGUCGGAGCUGAUUCACGCGAGAAACGCCUCCGCCAGAAGGUUUCUUGUGAGCGGCCACAUCGCCCCGUGAACAAAUAAAAACCAUACUCACGAGAGAAAAAAAAAUAUAUAACACGAAACAAACCCGAGCAUCGCGAGAGAAUGUGUCCAGCCUUAUCCACUGCUAAUCUCUGUGGCAACAACAAAAAAUGUGGGGCAUUUUGUGUGCGUGUACGCGUGUGUGUCUCUCUGUCUGUCUCUCUCUCUCUACCCGUGACCACACGCGCGGGUCACCGCGACCCGGUGUGAGACUCGAGAGAGACGAUGUGAGGAUGACCCCCCCCUACCCCCAUCUGCCCUCUGCUUUACUCGCACAUCCGCACGGCACCACGGCACGGCACCACGGCACGACACCACGUGCCAACACGGCACGGCACAGCACCACGGCACGGGACGGCACCACGCGCCAACACGGCACGGCACCACGUGCCAACACGGCACGGCACCACGUGCCAACACGGCACGGCACCACGGCACGGCACCACGUGCCAACACGGCACGGCACCACGGCACUACACGGCACCAUGUGCUAACACGGCACCACGGCACGGCACGGCACCACGCGCCAACACGGCACUACACGGCACCACGCGCCAACACGGCACUACACGGCACCACGCGCCACCCAAGUUGACUCUCGAGAGAUUUUCCUUCGAAAGAAGAAAAAAACCCCAAGUUCAGUUCCAGUUCUUCCCCUUAACCCUCGUUGCGUCCGUCCGUCCGUCCUUUGAUUCCUUCCUUUCUUUCUUUUAUACCUCAAUGCGUUUUUAUUAUUUUUGUAAAAAAGUUAAACGAAAUGAAAUGACAUAAAUUAAUCUAUUGUAUCAUACAGUAUUCUAUUUAGACGUGACGAUGGUCUUCUGUACAGUAUGGGUUGUCUCCCCCCACCUCCCACCACCCCCCCCCCCCGCCACUGCCGAGGUUCGAGGCGAGGUCCACGAGCCGAGAUGAGCGCGCGUGUCUUGUAACGUGUCGAGUGAUGAUGAUGAUGACUCUAGGACAUUCACCACACACCUUAUUUACCUUCACCGGGAGUCGGGAGCGAAGGGGGCUGUCUCC
This is a messenger RNA of Lethenteron reissneri (Far Eastern brook lamprey), 3056 nucleotides long. RefSeq names its product RNA binding protein fox-1 homolog 3-like. Gene Ontology annotation, molecular function: mRNA binding. Gene Ontology annotation, cellular component: cytoplasm; nucleus. The record is from RefSeq and is a predicted model, not a curated record. NCBI's taxonomy places the organism in Eukaryota, Metazoa, Chordata, Hyperoartia, Petromyzontiformes, Petromyzontidae. Gene Ontology annotation, biological process: regulation of alternative mRNA splicing, via spliceosome; nervous system development.